CAUGAAUCGAGGAAGAAGAGCAAGAGAGCGAGCGAGAUAAUCUAUUUCGCAUAUCAGCUGCUGGCGCUGUCGUUGACGUCGGCCAUUUUAUAUCAUAUACUUAAUUUAUCUUGUUAUUUACGAAUGUAUUUUAAAGUCGGUGCUGUUUAGUCUCUAAUUAAAUUUUGUGCAAAACGUGAUGAAAAAAUUGUUGUGCAGUGGUUAUUCUAAUAGAGUAUUAUUUUAAACAGUAUAUCCUUAUAUACAUUUCUUUUAUAUUGCAAGGAAUAAAUAUGUCUACCAGACAGAACACUGCAUCUAGGCCAGUGGCUGGUCAACCACAAGGCAAAAUUUGCCAAUUCAAAUUAGUACUGCUUGGAGAAAGUGCAGUUGGAAAAAGUUCUUUGGUGUUAAGAUUUGUCAAGGGGCAGUUUCAUGAAUAUCAAGAGUCUACUAUAGGUGCUGCGUUUUUAACUCAAACUGUGUGUCUGGAUGACACAACGGUUAAAUUUGAAAUUUGGGAUACGGCUGGACAAGAAAGGUACCACAGUUUGGCUCCAAUGUACUACAGAGGUGCUCAAGCAGCAAUUGUCGUCUAUGACAUAACGAAUCCUGAUACAUUUGGCCGUGCCAAAACUUGGGUCAAAGAGUUGCAAAGGCAGGCUUCUCCUAGUAUUGUGAUAGCGCUUGCUGGAAACAAAUCAGAUUUGGCAAAUAAGAGAAUGGUAGAGUACGAUGAAGCGCAGGCUUAUGCCGAAGAAAAUGGUUUAUUAUUCAUGGAGACUUCAGCAAAAACGGCAAUGAAUGUGAAUGACAUAUUUCUAGCUAUUGCUAAGAAACUUCCUAAGAAUGAUCAAAGCGGUGCUGCUGGAACAGCAAAUCAAGGACGUAGGUUAAAUGAUAGUGAAGCUGGAAAACAAACAUCAAAUUGUUGCAAGUGAUGGCUUACAGAUUUCAAAAGGAAUAAUCUUGCAAAACUGUCCGCAACUUGUUACAUCAUCGUGAUUUAAAACUAAAACCACUUGAACAUUUAUGUAAGAAACACAUAUAUCUUACCAGUUAAGCUCUUUGUGUUUAGUUUCCAAGCAG
Molecule: messenger RNA, 1068 nt
Organism: Ctenocephalides felis (cat flea)
Lineage: Eukaryota; Metazoa; Arthropoda; Insecta; Siphonaptera; Pulicidae
Gene: Rab5
Product: ras-related protein Rab-5B
Exons: 7
Coding region: 273-920 (215 amino acids)
Molecular function (GO): GTPase activity; GTP binding
Source: RefSeq, a predicted model, not a curated record